AUGCUGCAACUGCCAUUGCCGGAUAAAGAGGCCAGAACAUUGAUAGGACACACUGCUGCAGUUCAUACAGUUGUAUACAGCAGUGAUGGGGCGUAUUGUCUUACUGGAAGUGCUGACCGCUCAGUCAAACUAUGGAAUCCUGUAACCGGAAUGUGUAUCAAAACUUACUCGACUCAUAGUAAAGAUGUUCUUGGAAUUGCACUACCACAGUCGGCUUCUGAUAAUAGUCGGUUUGCUUCUUGCAGCAUGGAUCGUGGUGUGAUCCUAUGGGAUGUGGGAACAGGCCGUCCGGUUCAAAAAUGGAACGAACACACUCAACGAGUCAAUACGGUUGCAUUUAAUUUAGAUGCAUCGAUCCUUGCUUCGGGAUCGUAUGAUACUACUGUUCGAUUAUGGGACUGUCGUGCUCGGAAUACUUGGAAACCUAUUCAGAUACUUGACGGAUCAAAAGAUAGUGUGGAAGCAGUUCAGAUUUUGGAUACGGAAAUUUUGGUUGGAUGUGUUGAUGGCAGACUGAAGAUUUACGAUGUUCGAACUGGAAGAGUCACUAUAGACGCAGUUGGACAUCCCAUUAUUUCAGCACGGUUUUCAAAUGACGGAAAUUGCAUUUUGGUCAAUACUUUAGAUAGUAAGAUCAGAUUAUUUGACAAAGAAACCGGCGAGUUGCUAAGCGAAUAUACCGGUCACAAAAACUCGGAUUACCGAGUGGUAUCAACCUUUUCAUAUACUGAUGCACACGUCAUAAGUGGCAGCGAAGACGGUCGUAUAUGCAUGUGGGAUCUUGUAGAAGGGAAUCUUGAAAAAACACUCGAGGGACACACAAUGGCAGUUACCUGCGUUGCAUACCAUCCCAAACUUCAUACCAUGGUAUCUACAUCACUAGAUGGAACAGUCAAAGUUUGGGAAUAA
Molecule: messenger RNA, 909 nt
Organism: Batrachochytrium dendrobatidis JAM81
Lineage: Eukaryota; Fungi; Chytridiomycota; Chytridiomycetes; Rhizophydiales
Exons: 5
Coding region: 1-909 (302 amino acids)
Biological process (GO): mRNA splicing, via spliceosome
Cellular component (GO): catalytic step 2 spliceosome
Molecular function (GO): protein binding
Source: RefSeq, a predicted model, not a curated record